UAACAGUACAUAUAUGCAAAUAAACAAUCUAUUAAGGCUCUUCAUGUCUUGAAGCCUUUCUGUGUUUAUUGGUACUUAUAAAAACAGAGUUUGGGAGAUUAAUUAUCUUAAGAAAAAUAGAGACAGGCGAUCAUUGAUUGAUGGUCUAGACUAGACUGGUCAAAAACAAACUAAUACUGAAUUUAAAGUGUCUCCUAUCUGAAUAAAUGUACAUUUAAAUAUAAGUAAAUUAAAUUAACAAAUCUGUACAGAAAUCUAUACAGAACCUAUACGGAAGAGUGGAUGUUCUGACAUGAUCACAUUAAUAUGCAAGUGUUUUUACAGAGGAAUGUAUAUAGUCCAUGCUUCAUUCACUUAUUACGGCUUUAAAAUCUACUCAUCAGGUUAAUGUAUAGAGAAAAUAUUUUGUGCAUUGAACACAGAAAAUAUUCCAUUACAUUGAGAUUUCAGAAAACAAUUCUAGGUACAUUAGGUCCAAUCUGUUUUUUUGUUUGUUUUAAUUACUAGUACUAAACCUUUAAAACAUACAUUAAAAUGUUUUGUUUGCUCAAAAUCUAGUCUAUAAUGUCUUUUCAUAUAACACACCAAAUUUGCAUGAAAUGCAACUGUGUGUGACCUGCAUAAAAGUGAAAGCUUGAGUCAUGUCUAAAAGGAAGCUCGUACAAGAAGAAUAACAAAGGGCCAAAGACUAAGCCUUGAGGCACGCCAGACUCUACCAUGACAGGUCUGUCAGCUAACCCUAAUUUACACAAAGCAAGUAGUAGUGGUCCGACGAGCAUCUUAAGCAGGUCAGCACCUGUCCACAAUUGCCCAUGUGCAUCUCAAGUUCCCCCAUAAAGAAUGUUGCAGUCUGUGAGGUCAAAGGCAGGCCAAAGGUCUUGUAAUGCUACUACUAGAGUUACAGUCCCACGUGGGUGCUAAAAAGCCAUUUGUUACUCUGACAAGUGUAGUGUACGUACUGAAAUCUAACUAAAGUUCUUUCUGAAUUUCUGUGGGUAAACGAAACAUUUGAGUGUUGACAGUUUCUUCUAAACUUUGUUCCAUAAAAGAAAGAAGAUUUGAAAUGUGCGUAUAAUGCUAUUUUCAUAAUUAAGAUAUGAAUUAAUAACUACAAUUUCCUGUAAUAAUUUACAGCUUCCUGAGAUACACUUUUAUUGAGUUAAUUGAAUGUAACGGUUUUCUGGUGAUGAGUGUAAGCAAGGCCGAGGUCGUAGCGGUCAGGUCAGGCCUGGCUUGGUCUGGUCCAGAUCUUACAGAAGCAGCAGUGUUGUACAGUGGGCGAGUUGGGUGCGCAUGUGCUGUUGUUGAACGCUAGAUGGCGUUCUGAGCUCGUAUCGUGUCACGUUACCUGGCAGACGGAAGAUUCAGCCAUUACGAGCAAGUGUCCUGCGCUUCAUCUCCGCUGUUUAACAGCAAAAUCACCUUAAAAUACAAAUCUUACGCAUAUCUGGGUUCGUAUAAAAUUCGUUUGGUCGUUCUUCAGUCCGCUUUUAAUAACUGUCGCUAUAAUUCAAUGUGGGUGCGGCUCAGAUACGACGGCACAGAUUUAUUCGGAUAUUAACUAAAAAAAAAUUCAAACGUCUUUUUUCCACGUGAAUCCUGAUUUAUUUUAAACUACACAACCAACAUGAAGAAUCAUCUGCUCGUCUUAUUAUUCGUUAAUGGUGUGUUUUGUGCUGGGACAGAUAAAGUUGAGACCCUAGAAGUGAUGGAGGGAGAGCCUGUGACUUUAGACACUUGUUGUGUUAUCGAAAUACAGACAAAAGAUGAGAUCGAGUGGAGGUUUGAUGGUGCUGUCAUAGCCAAAAAUGGCUUAAUGGAUGACACCGAUGAUGGAAAAUUCACAGGCCGACUGAGUCUGAACCCUCAGACUGGAGAUCUGACCAUCAGGAACACCCGAAUCCAACACUCGGGACUUUAUGAAGCGAUCAUCUCCAGCAGCGCACGUACUGUACACAUGAAAUUCAACGUUAAUGUCCUUGAUGCGCUUCCUACGAAAGUGUCGGAGACGGAGGGAAGUUCUUUUACAUUUCCGCAUGACAUUGCUGACGUACAGAAAUACGAUUUGAUUACGUGGAUAUUUGAGAACACAACCAUCGCUGAAUUCAACAGACAGAGGAGUCCAAGCAUAGAAUAUUAUGGGGAUGUGAAGGACGGCAAAUUCAAAGACAGACUGAAGAUGGAUGAUCAAUCUCGGGCUCUCACCAUAACGGACAUCAAGAGCACAGACUCCGGACUUUAUAAAGUGCAGGUGAUCGUCCAGAACCAGGAGACCAAAACCAGGGCGUAUCGUCUCUCAGUCAGUGCCUCCGUUUCGCCGGCAGCUUAUAUAGUGCCGAUCCUGCUGAUCCUGGCGGUGGUGGUCGGUGGGAUUAUCUUUGUGUGCAAGUCGAAACAAUCAGAACACAAAGCGGUCAGUGGAAAUGAGAAGGAAGCAUCUCAGGAAGAUCUGAGGAAAGAGUGAUAGUCUAAAUCCACGGUCGUUAUAUAAACAUCAGUCCAUGUGUGCUGUUGUAUGAUGUGCACUAUGAGAAUUGAAGAGCAUCUUUGGUUGCAACUUUUAAAAAGUUUACAGUUCGCACUUAAUGCUGAUCAUAUGAUGAUCCUCAAGUUUGAAUGUUUAUUUCUUCACGUCUGCUUGAGUCGCUCAUUCUUUAUGUUGUGGGGCUGUCGUUGAUUUAAAGUGUUAAAGCUCUUAUGAGAAACGUAACGUUUAAGACAUAAUGUCUUCAUAAACGGCUGUGUUUUUGAGGAAUUGCCGUGUUGCUGACAGCCGUCGAAUGUGAAUAUGGUCUUGAGAGAGGAUGUUAUUGAUGCCGCAACACUCUCAUCACAUGUAGAAGAUUCUGAUUACACAGAGAAACAUUAUUUUUAGGGAGGUAGAUCUGCAUGUGUCUAGCUUUCACUAUUCACAUAUAAACAUACUUCUGCCCUCUAGUGGACAAACGGUGGAUAGGCUUAUUCUUUUUUAAAAUGUGAAGUAGAGUUUGUUUUAUACAAUAAGGAUUCAUGGUGUAAUAUGAAUGGCAAAUGUUAUUGUAAAUCCAUUGAAGUGCCUUUUUGAUUUAUGUAUAGCCUUAUUUAAUUUUCUUUUCCUGGUGUUGUAUCUGAUUAUGGCAGUGUGUUUUUCAUUUGCAAUCUUUGUUGUAUGUUGGUCUUUUUGGCAAUUAAAAGAAAAGUGUGUACUUUUAA
This is a messenger RNA of Triplophysa rosa, 3192 nucleotides long. RefSeq lists its product as uncharacterized. The transcript is spliced from 5 exons. Bases 1628 to 2464 code for a protein of 278 amino acids. NCBI's taxonomy places the organism in Eukaryota, Metazoa, Chordata, Actinopteri, Cypriniformes, Nemacheilidae. The record is from RefSeq and is a predicted model, not a curated record.